Molecule: messenger RNA, 345 nt
Organism: Amoebophrya sp. A120
Lineage: Eukaryota; Dinophyceae; Syndiniales; Amoebophryaceae
Source: the annotation of a GenBank genome assembly
CGGAGCUAGCUAGAGCGAAUGGCCUGGCGGACCAGGAGCCGGGUCUCUCCUUGCACCAGCUCGCUGCCAGGCUGGGGAACGCGGCGCCGCCGGAAGCGGUGUUUGAGAAGACCAGACAGGAAGUCAGGAAGAACUUGCGAAUGUUGGAGAGAGGGGAAGGGCCUACUUCCGCUUUCAGUGCAGCUACAGAGGACGAACAACAGGGCUCGGAAAUACAACGUGAAGGAACAAAUACUGCGACAAAAGCAGAUGCCUUUCUCACCACCGCGGAGUUGACCGGUAUGAUUCACACGACGCAACGGAACUUGCGUAUUCACCGGCCGAAUUGCCUCGCUUGCGCCGUGC